AUGAGCGACAGGGAUAAAUUAAGGUCGCUAAAGAUCAGCUCUCUCGAUGGAAGAACGAUAAGAGGGAUCUAUGAACCUGAUCUGGAGACUGGUGUUAAUGGAGGAACUAGAAUCGUUGAAUGUCAAGAUUGUGGGUUUUUCAAUGAUGAUUUGUUGGUUAGCAAAGAUUUGUCUUCCUCUCAUGGAACUGUAAAAUGUGGGUUUUGUAUGGGCAAUAAUACUUUAAUAAAAUCCUUCGAUGAUGAAAGUUUAGGCUCUAGAUCUCAGUAUUUGAUGUUUUUAAUUGAUACAUCAAGUGACCCUUCUGAUUUGGGAACUUUAGUGACACAUUUAAUUAAUAGUUUAGAUAAAUUGAAAACUUUGGAAAAUUGUAAAAUUGCAAUUGUGUCAAUGGAUGGAUGUGGUAACGUCAUUGUACACUCUACGUUAUCAACAAAGAGUAACUAUAUAUUUACUAUAUCCAAUUCAAAGAUUGAAAGGAAUUUGAAAACAUUAGAUAUUAACUAUUUCAUGAAACAUAUGCCUGAUGACAUUAAUGAAAUUUGGAAAGAACCAUCUGAUACUUUUAUUAAUAUAUUAAAAUCUUUACAAUCAUCUUAUGAAAAAACAGCACGAGACAAGAAAAGAUGUAAAAGAGCUACUGGUUUGUCACAAUUCAUAUGUAGUACCAUAUGCGUAAAAUUUAAGAUUAAGAAUCCAAUAAUAUUAAAUUUUUUAACAGGACCUUGCACCAAGGGAGCUGGUAAAGUUCUUUCGAGAGAUAAGAAGGAACAUAUUCGUCAAUUCCAUAAUUUAAAUAAAAAUCCGAAACUCUUUAAUGAAAGCUAUAACUUUUAUAAGAAGCUCCGAGAAAUGUUCCCCUCAUUUAUAUAUGAAUAUUUUAUGUCGUCGUUAGACCAGGUAGGAGUUUUAGAGCAAUCACCAUUGCUAUACAGACCUUCAUCACUAUACCAGUUUAAUAAUUACUCAGAAUCCAGAUUUAAAGAGUGUUGGGACUGGUACCUACAGAUGAGACAAAGUUAUAGUAUUACUGACGUGAAGAUAACUGUAAAAGUCACCUCAGGAAUUGCAUUGAAAUCGCUAAAUUACGUAUUACAGUCUGAGGACAGGAAACCAUUGAUGAAUUAUGGAUAUGUGGUUAAUUAUAAUUGUUUAAGCUUGCCAUUUGAAUUAAGUCUGUUAAAUUCCAAUAAAUAUGUGACAGACUAUAUUCAAUUCCAAUUGCAAUUCUAUCAGAAGGGAAGGAGGAAUGUAAGGAUUCAUUCAUUACCUAUUAACAGUGAUUUUAGAAUGAAAAGUGUUAAUAAUUAUAGAUUAGAUGUUGAUAUCCCUUGGCUUGCGAAAAGUUUGGCAUAUAAUAAUCUGACAUCAAAUAAUUUCAAAAGCCCUGAAGUCAACCAACUGAAAACUAUGAUAAAUAGGUAUACAAAAGUUAUCUACAGUAAUGUAAAGGGCUCGAAAGUUGAACCAUUAGAGUAUUUGUACAAUUUGGAAAGAUCUAUCCUUCUAUUGACAAGAAACGUCACUCCAGAUGAAAGAACAAUAUUUUCCCAUCUAAUUUUAUAUUCUAAGUCGAUGGUUUCACUUUCCGUCUGUAAACCAAAAGUAGUUUCUUUCAGAGAUGGCAAACAGAUUUUGAUGUCAAUUACACAAGAGACAUUCAAUCAGAAUUUAUCUUCUUGCAUAGAUGGAGGUGACUUCAUUGCUGUUAGAUAUUCGUCAGAAAAUGAAGAAGACACCACAAUGGCAAGAUCAUACGCUACAACUUUAAGACAGAGGAACAUAGGGUAUUUAAUACCAUUGUACAUAGACACCAUUAUUGGUAAAAGUCAAGAUAGAUAUUUGAAGAGUAAACUUCUCCCACUAAAUAACCAGUCGACAACCGUCCUCAACACUGAAGACAUGUCAUUUGAGCAAUUUGUGAAUAAUUUGAAAUCUACAAAAGGGAAAACUAAAUGA
This is a messenger RNA of Vanderwaltozyma polyspora DSM 70294, 1959 nucleotides long. It is a transcript of the gene NEL1, whose product is annotated as GTPase-activating protein NEL1. Gene Ontology annotation, cellular component: endoplasmic reticulum exit site; COPII vesicle coat. Gene Ontology annotation, biological process: intracellular protein transport; endoplasmic reticulum to Golgi vesicle-mediated transport; COPII-coated vesicle cargo loading. Lineage: Eukaryota; Fungi; Ascomycota; Saccharomycetes; Saccharomycetales; Saccharomycetaceae. The coding region runs from base 1 to 1959 and encodes 652 amino acids. Gene Ontology annotation, molecular function: GTPase activator activity. The record is from RefSeq and is a predicted model, not a curated record. The transcript has a single exon.